GGGGAAAGGAUCAUCCCUGCAGCUGUGGGCCUUCCUGGUGUUCCUAUGUGGAGCUUCAAUGGCAGGUCCACAGGGCACGGAGUUUGUUACAGUUUUUAUGCAGAAUUAUAAUCCAUCCUAUAACAAUACAUACCUUCAACUUUUUAUCACUGGAUAUCAAACGGAUACUACAGCAACUGUAUGGGUGAAUAAGUCCAACUUCAAAAAAAAUGUUAUUUUGAAACAAAGCUCUGUCUCCCCUACUACAAUUCCACCAAAUUUUGAGUUAUUGGGGGUCUCUAAAUCCUACAAUGUUGUUGUUGUACAGUCAGAUAAAGAAAUCUCAAUCACGUCCAUGAAUUUUAAGGCACUAAGUGCUGACACUAGUGUUAUCUACCCAGUUUCAAGUUUGGGAACAGAGUACUAUAUAGUGACUCCUUUGAAUGGUCCAAGUGAUUCUUUCAAGGAAUUUGCAGUAGUAAGUGCUGGUGAACCAACAAAUGUGGACAUCUAUCUCAAAGGAGAAGUCACCUUCCAAGAGGAAACUUACCUUGCUGGAAGCAAACUCACUGUUCUUCUUGAAGCAUAUAAUGCUAUUCAACUGUUGAGCAAAGAUGACCUCUCUGGAAGCAGAGUGGUAUCCCAGAAACCUGUGGCUGUGUUGAGUGGUCAUACUUGUUCCUGGAAGAACACACAGUGCAACCAUGUUUAUGAACAGCUCUUGCCAGUUUCCAGCUGGGACACCACUUUUAUUGUACCCCCUAUUGUUUACCAGACUAAGACUGACAUUGUGUUUGUAGCAGCUUCUCAGAAGACUACGAUUAACUAUCAAUCUGGAUCAACAAAAGAAUCCAAGGCCUUAUCUGCUGGACAAGUGGCAGUGUUAGAUGUAGAAGUUAAAACUCCACUUUUUAUUUCAGCCAGUGCUGGGAUUCAGGUAAUCUACUACUGUACUGGUUGGCAAGACAAACUUGGAACAUAUGACACAACCUUGAUUAAUAUUCCUUCAAUCAACAGUUACUGUUCAUCUUAUUACCUCAUCGGGUUUCAAGAUUUUGAUAACUAUGGUAUGUUGGUUGCAAGAAGUGAAGACGUCAGUAAACUGACUUUCAACAAAAAAGAAAUGUCAGGCUUGAGUUGGAGUAGCAUUAUUGGCACAGAAUAUUCAUGGUCAACCCAACCCUUAACCAAAGGAUUCAGUUUCCAAAUGCUGGAGAACCCAUCUUCUUUCCUGCUUCUGUCCUAUGGAACUACUCAAGAAAACAAUUAUGGUUCGCAAGCUAUCUGUAAGUCUUUGUUUCUAAAUUAUGGUUACUCUUUUAGUACAGGUUAUAUUUGA
Molecule: messenger RNA, 1318 nt
Organism: Bombina bombina (fire-bellied toad)
Lineage: Eukaryota; Metazoa; Chordata; Amphibia; Anura; Bombinatoridae
Product: IgGFc-binding protein-like
Exons: 2
Coding region: 59-1318 (419 amino acids)
Source: RefSeq, a predicted model, not a curated record